AUGACCAAGGAAGCUCAUCUGGCUCCUCAGCAAGCACAUCAAAAGGAGUGUUUCUUCACCCGUUUCCUAAUGGCUCUUACCUGUGACAUCCUCUUAGCAAUUGAGGGUCCAGAGCAAACUGGUUUUCAUUUACUCCGCUUUACAAAACUCUACGUCUCUUUGGGUGCAUUUGUAUUUACACUUUCCUCAGAUGACUUCCUGAAGAGCUCUUCUGUUGAGGUGGAUGCCUGCAGCAAAAGCACUACAUCAUCUGAGGGUGCCGCCCAUACCCUGCUUAUCCACGGCCUCGUCGAGCUCAAGAGAGGCUGGAGGAGGCAGAAGCGGCACCUCUUCUUAUUCAGCGAUUUCUUGCUGGUGUCUGAUACCAAGUAUAAGAAAAAACUUAAGAUAAAAAAGAAAAUACCACUGAACACCAUGUGGACUGCCAACUGUAUGGACAGAGUGGAGGAUGCCAACAUCUGUGCUGGGAGGUCCUUUAUCCUGGGCUGGCCCACGGUGACCUUUGUGGCCACCUUCGGUUCUUCGGAACAAAAGGAAAAAUGGCAUUCUUUCCUUCAAAGGUACAUCAAUCUGGCCAAAGAGAAGGACCAGCCCAAAAGCAUUCCUCUCAGAAUCUUCACUGAGGACAUCAAGAACUGUGCCUGUUCUGUAACUGUAACAGUAACAAAUUCAGACACAGUGAAUGACAUUAUCAACAUGUCACUACCAAUGCUAGGAAUAACUGGCUCUGAGAAAGACUACCAGCUGUGGGUGAGUGCUGGCAAGGAAGCGUCCCCACACCCACUCACUGGACAUAAACAUCCCUAUGGAAUUAAAAUGAGCCAUCUUCCAUCUACCACACUGCUGCCGCAGACACCAGAGGACUCCAUCUCUCCUUCCACCCUCCAGGAGUCCCUCCUUCUGGAGCAGGGGUUCGCAGAGAUGCAAGGCCGGUUCAUCCUGAAGCCCAGGCACCCGGCGCAGAAUGAGCAAGGGAGAGAUUACAGGCAGAAGACAGUUAAAAGCGGUUUUUUCAGAGACUGGGCCUGUUGUCUGGGCUCCAGCACUAGCCAGGACAGCCAGUGCACAACCCCACCUUCUUCAAAGCCAGGACAGCUCUUUGGAGUUUCCCUCAUGGAUGUGUGUAGUAAAGACAACUUGCCCUUCCCAAACUUCCAUACUUGGGGGAGAGCAUCUAUGUAA
Molecule: messenger RNA, 1182 nt
Organism: Mirounga angustirostris (Northern elephant seal)
Lineage: Eukaryota; Metazoa; Chordata; Mammalia; Carnivora; Phocidae
Product: rho GTPase-activating protein 20-like
Exons: 10
Coding region: 1-1182 (393 amino acids)
Biological process (GO): signal transduction
Molecular function (GO): GTPase activator activity
Source: RefSeq, a predicted model, not a curated record